Cataglyphis hispanica is the source of this 695-nucleotide messenger RNA. RefSeq names its product vesicle transport protein SFT2C. The record is from RefSeq and is a predicted model, not a curated record. Gene Ontology annotation, cellular component: membrane. Lineage: Eukaryota; Metazoa; Arthropoda; Insecta; Hymenoptera; Formicidae. The transcript has 3 exons. Gene Ontology annotation, biological process: vesicle-mediated transport. The coding region runs from base 27 to 638 and encodes 203 amino acids.
GAUGAAUACACGUGCGAUGUGUCAAAAUGGCCGAUCUCAACAAGGAGUUGAACGAGUAUCUCCUGAACAAUAAAAAUGAAAAGCAAUAUAAAAUCGCCAUUCCUUCGGUAGCGUUGCCGAAAACGAACUUUCGCGGAUGGUUCGGCAGGAAUGUUGAAGAAACGAAGGAGGAUGCAGGAUGGAUUCAAAGGUCGCAGAGAGAAUGUUGUCCUGCCAUGACGAGGAUGCAGAGGCUAAUAUCCUUUGCUGUAUGUUUCCUUCUGGGUCUAUUAUGCUUCUGCCUAUCAACAAUUUAUAUUCCUGUAUUGUUACUUAAAGCAAGAAAAUUUGCUCUGCUUUAUUCCUUAGGAAGUCUCUUCUUUCUUAUGAGUUUCUGUUUUCUAUGGGGAUCAAGCUAUAUCAAAUCACUAUUCACAGCUGAGAAGCAAUGUUUUACAGCAUCGUACUUUGCAACAUUAACAGGCACACUUUACUUUGCUCUGCAUUUACAAUCAACUCCUUUGACCAUAUUGAGUGCUGUUCUCCAGUUAAUAGCAAUGAUAUCUUUUCUAAUAAGUCAUAUACCAGGAGGUGCAACUGGUCUCAUGUUCUUUACAAGGAUGUUUAGAUCAUCAGUGAAAUCAAGUUUACCUGUAUGAUAACAUUAUUUGCUCAUAGGUUACACUUUCUUUUAUAAUAAAAAUAAUAAAAAUUAA